Molecule: messenger RNA, 5037 nt
Organism: Lemur catta (Ring-tailed lemur)
Lineage: Eukaryota; Metazoa; Chordata; Mammalia; Primates; Lemuridae
Gene: USP49
Product: ubiquitin specific peptidase 49
Exons: 5
Coding region: 1-2067 (688 amino acids)
Biological process (GO): protein deubiquitination
Cellular component (GO): cytoplasm
Molecular function (GO): cysteine-type deubiquitinase activity; zinc ion binding
Source: RefSeq, a predicted model, not a curated record
AUGGAUAGAUGCAAACAUGUAGGGCGGUUACGGCUCGCCCAGGACCACUCCAUCCUGAACCCUCAGAAGUGGUGCUGCAUGGAGUGCGCCACCACCGAGUCCGUGUGGGCUUGCCUCAAGUGCUCCCACGUGGCCUGCGGCCGCUACAUUGAGGACCACGCACUGAAACACUUUGAAGAGACUGGACACCCGCUAGCCAUGGAAGUCCGGGAUCUCUACGUGUUCUGUUACCUGUGCAAGGACUACGUGCUCAAUGAUAACCCAGAGGGGGACCUGAAGCUGCUCAGAAGCUCCCUCCUGGCAGUCCGGGGCCAGAAGCAGGACCAGCCCGUGAGACGCGGGCGGACGCUGCGGUCCAUGGCUUCGGGCGAGGACGUGGUCCCGCAGCAGCGCGCUCCUCAGGGACAGCCGCAGAUGCUCACGGCUCUGUGGUACCGGCGCCAGCGCCUGCUGGCCAAGACGCUGCGGCUGUGGUUCGAGAAGAGCUCCCGGGGCCAGGCGAAGCUGGAGCGGCGGCGGCAGCAGGAGGCGCUGGAGCGCAAGAAGGAGGAGGCGCGGCAGCGGCGGCGCGAAGUCAAGCGGCGGCUGCUGGAGGAGCUGGCCAGCGCCCCUCCGCGCAAGAGCGCGCGGCUGCUCCUGCACGCGCCCCGCGACGCGGGCCCGGCCGCCGCGCGCCCCGCCGCCCUGCCUACCUCACGCCGAGCGCCCGCCGCCGCCCUCAAGCCGCGCCGCCAGCCGGCCGUGGCCCCGGGCGUCACCGGCCUGCGCAAUCUGGGCAACACCUGCUACAUGAACUCCAUCCUCCAGGUGCUCAGCCACCUCCAGAAGUUCCGAGAAUGUUUCCUGAACCUUGACCCUUCCAAAACGGAACAUCUGUUUCCCAGAGCCACCAACGGGAAGGCUCAGCUCUCCAGCAGGCCGGCCAGCAGCUCGGCCACCGAGCUGUCCUCGAGGAACGACAGGGCCGAGGCGUGCGAGCGGGAGGGUCUCUGCUGGAAUGGCGGGGCCUCCAUCAGCCGGAGCCUGGAGCUCAUCCAGAACAAGGAGCCGAGCUCGAAGCACAUUUCCCUCUGCCGCGAACUGCACACCCUCUUCCGAGUCAUGUGGUCCGGGAAGUGGGCCCUGGUGUCGCCCUUCGCCAUGCUUCACUCUGUGUGGAGCCUGAUCCCUGCCUUCCGUGGCUACGACCAGCAGGAUGCGCAGGAAUUUCUCUGCGAGCUGCUGCACAAAGUGCAGCAGGAACUCGAGUCAGAGGGCACCACGCGCCGCAUCCUCAUCCCCUUCUCCCAGAGAAAGCUCACCAAACAGGUCUUAAAGGUGGUGAAUACCAUAUUUCAUGGGCAGCUGCUCAGUCAGGUUACAUGUAUAUCAUGCAAUUACAAAUCCAAUACCAUUGAGCCCUUUUGGGAUCUGUCCCUAGAAUUCCCUGAACGCUAUCACUGCAUAGAAAAGGGGUUUGUCCCUUUGAAUCAGACAGAGUGCCUGCUCACUGAGAUGCUGGCCAAGUUCACAGAAACAGAGGCCCUGGAAGGGAGAAUCUACGCUUGUGACCAGUGUAACAGCAAACGACGAAAAUCCAAUCCAAAACCCCUUGUUCUGAGUGAAGCUAGAAAGCAGUUAAUGAUCUACAGACUACCUCAGGUCCUCCGGCUGCACCUUAAAAGAUUCAGGUGGUCUGGCCGUAAUCAUCGAGAGAAGAUUGGGGUCCAUGUCGUCUUUGACCAGGUAUUAACCAUGGAACCUUACUGCUGCAGGGACAUGCUCUCCUCUCUUGACAAAGAGACCUUUGCCUAUGAUCUCUCCGCAGUGGUCAUGCAUCACGGGAAAGGGUUUGGCUCAGGACACUACACAGCCUAUUGCUACAACACAGAGGGAGGUUUUUGGGUCCACUGCAAUGACUCAAAGCUGAAUGUAUGCAGUGUCGAGGAAGUGUGCAAAACCCAGGCCUACAUCCUUUUUUACACUCAAAGAACAGUGCAGGGCAAUGCAAGAAUCUCAGAAACCCAACUCCAAGCUCAGGUGCAGUCCAGCAACAACGAUGAAGGCAGACCACAGACAUUCCCCUGAAUGGGAGGCAUGUAUCAAAGACUGACUUGCUUUUAAACUAUUGGUGUCCAUACAUCUUUCCUCUUGUAGGAAAUAAGGCUUACUGCAGGAACAGAUUACUAGCUUUGCCUCACUGGGUCUUGAGUAGAAGGUACCAGGUGAUUCAUGUCCUACCAUAAAUUUUAUAGUUACUUUCUUUUGAAUGGAUUUGGAAAUUCCCCCCUUUCAUAAAAAGAAAUCAAAAGGAAUAACUUCUAUUCAUCAGUUGCUUGUGAAGAUAAAGGGAUCUGGGUGAAGGAAAGGGGGUAAAUUGAUCGUAUCCAUGCAGGAGAGCAGCCAUGUUUUCUCUCCAUUGUGUGAUUCCCCUGCUAAUCAGGACCUCCUUACAGCACCAGAAGAACCCUCCUGAUGUGAGCAGCCCUGGAUAAAGCACAUGAGGGGGGCCCUGGGCUGGCAGCUUGCUAGAUGGGAUUGGUUCCAAGGUGGGAAAUGAAGUCUAAGGAUUUAUUCCCACAAAGGAAGUGGGAAUAGGAUUGAAAACUUGUAUACUUCCUUUUUUAGGGGCUAGCAGUUGAAGUGAGUGACAUGCAUGGAGCAAAUUGCCCCAUGCAUAAUGGGAGGGUUUUCUUGUGUCAUACCCUUGGUGGCUGCUGCUGUAAUUUAAUCAUUCUAAACUUCUUGAGACUGGCAUGAAUACUCUCCUUCAUUCUAAAGAAGGGGCCAUUCAUAUAAAGAAGCAAUAGACUAGUAUAUGUUCUUGGUUGCAUGCUGAGCCAAAGGGCACUUCUGGCUAUCCCAGUUCUGUAGCAGAUUCCUGGUGCAGGUCUAGGGCAAGCACAUGGUUUGGUUUAAAUUCGUCCUUAGAUCAGCUGUCUGAGGCUUUCUCAGAACUCAGUUGAGGGUGGGCAGGGAUAGCCGGUGGUCCAGGUUUUAUUUGAAUGCCUGUCACCUGUUCUCACCUUGGUACAGCACGCAGCUUCUUAACCUACAGCUUCUUUCUGCUCCUGGAGAGCUAGAACAUUCAUGUUCGCAAGAUUUGGUAGCUUUUGCUUUCCUAGGGUAUGGGAACUGCUUAGGAAUCUAACCCCUACAUGUCCGGACAGUUUACUGCUGAUGGCCUUGGACAUCAGGGCUGGUAAAAUACAUCUUUCUUUUUAAAUUGGCUCAGUUUCUAAAUAGAAUAAAAUUGCCUACACAAAACCUCCCCUUCAGGCACCACUGAAUUUCCCUUUUUUUUUCCUUAUUUAUUUAAUAACACUGUCCCUGAGGAUGAAUUUCCCUUCUUAGUCCUUCACUUAGAUUCACCAGUGAAAGCAAAAGCAAACCCUAACUCUCAUUGGUGUGGUUGCUGCAGUGAGCCUCAACCUGUCACUAUGAAUGCUCAUCUUUUGACUGAGUAUAUCAUAUUAAUGUUUGAAUUCAGGUAGAAGUACAGUUGUCACUUGAAGGGAGUAGAUGUGGAAGGGAGCUUGGGGAGGGGUGGGAAGUUGGGAAAGUGAGGCUAAAGAAUGAGGGUCAUAGCUUUAGCAAUGUUGAUGAGCCACAUUUCCCGAACAGAUCUGUAGCAUUUGCUGUUGACCUCUUUUGAGAUGAACUCUCCCCUAGGACCUGCCAGGUAGCACUGAGACAUGGAGGAAAUUCAGACAAAAGGCUCACCCUGAUAGGGAAGGAGUUGACUAUGUUUUAAAUUAAACUUGCUUUUCCAACACUGUGAGAUUUCUGUAAUAUUUAGCUUUUAUUUGGAAGCGAUAGCGUAUGGCAUUUUUUAUGCUGUUUGGUUUAUAUUGUCUACUGCAGGCUUCUUUGUAUAAGCUUUGCUUGGGCUCACCCUCUCCUGGACACUGUUUUAAAGUGUCACAGCUGCCCAUGCUGCCAGAGGCUCUGAUGUGAAGCCGUAUUCUUGAGAUCUACAUUUUAAAGUCGGCAUGAUUGGUAAUGACUUUUUGUGGCAAUAGAAAAUCCCAGUAACUCAAAAAAACCAAGGAGAGUAAAACAGAGAGGAAACUAUGAAUUGUGCCUCAUCUUUCAUUGAACCCUGUAUUUAUUAUUCUAGUAAAAGAAAAACUUACAAAAUAGAGAAUACUAGAGAGCAUCUACUUCACCCCUCAGACUAAGGGGGAAUACUUAUUAAUAAACAAACAUUUAAUGGAAAAUUAAAAGAGCUUCAAAUUUAAUUUUUAAAAUAGUUUUAUACCAAAUAUUGUAAGGAUUAUUAGGCAGAUUAAGGACUUUGUGAAAUAAGUGCUUAACUUAGCUGAACACUCAUGUAUCAAAUUGAUAAAAGAAACCAACAUCAGAGUCUCCACUGAGCUACACACUCAUGGAGGUGCCCAUUGCAGUCUCAGACACCUCAGGUACCCAGAGGCAGCAGCACUAGACACUUAGGAAGUUAGUAUUUAAGGAGAUUUUUAUUAAAGAGUUCCCUGCUGCAUAACCCAAUGUUGUGAGGGAAAUGUCCCUUUGCCUUUAAUUUAUUUACAUAUUAGGAGUAGAUGAAUGUCUCAGUUGCAUCUUACAUUAAAUUGAAACAUUCUAAAGAGAAGAAGAUAAGAACCAGGUAGACGUUGACUUAGAUGCUGCCAAAUCAAACCCAAGGUCUCCUAACUGAACCUUAAUGGGCCUACUUCUCUCCCAGGGCAAGUAGUUGAGUCCUCUUCCAGGAACCCUUUGUAGUUGGCUGGCGUGUUUACUUGCUGCUGUAGCCAGCCAGGAUGAGUGCACCCUGGCCCUCAAAAAGGAUUUUUUUACCUCAAACUAGCCUGACCCUCAUACUUGUGGUUGCCUCUGAGAUGAGCAUCCGUGCUAGUGUAAAAAAAAUUAGGAAUGCCCUUGGCAGUCAGAUAUUGAAGCUGUUAUUAAAUGGUGGGCAGAGCUCUUGCCAGCUUUGAGCCAGCUCCUCUCGGGCUGGGUGGGGGCAGUGCCACACUGUAAAGAAUUUCCAGAUGUCUCUUAAAAUGUCAUGAAUAAAAUUGGAAACUGUAGAAGUGUUAA